Molecule: messenger RNA, 1239 nt
Organism: Etheostoma cragini (Arkansas darter)
Lineage: Eukaryota; Metazoa; Chordata; Actinopteri; Perciformes; Percidae
Gene: myl9b
Product: myosin, light chain 9b, regulatory
Exons: 4
Coding region: 246-767 (173 amino acids)
Biological process (GO): platelet aggregation; myofibril assembly
Cellular component (GO): stress fiber; myofibril; cytoplasm
Molecular function (GO): calcium ion binding
Source: RefSeq, a predicted model, not a curated record
AGCUGCAGCCUGUGCAUUCUUUUGCCUUGUAUGGAGAAAUGGCCUGGCCUGUGAUGUCUUUGAAUGGGAUAGGCCGCCCUCUCCAUUGGCCGGGGCAGAAAGGGGAGGGACCCACCAGGAGUCCGAUACUUUAAACAAACUUCCAGUGGGACUGCCUGCUUCCCUUCGCAGUGCUGUGUUGGAGCCAGACAAUAGGACUUCCACAUAUUUCUACCUGAAGCAAAGGCCCAGACCUAACCGCCACCAUGUCGAGCAAGCGUGCCAAGGGAAAGACCACCAAGAAGCGUCCCCAGAGGGCCACCUCCAACGUCUUCGCCAUGUUCGACCAGUCUCAGAUCCAAGAGUUCAAAGAGGCAUUCAACAUGAUCGACCAGAACAGAGACGGUUUCAUAGACAAGGAGGAUCUACAUGACAUGCUGGCCUCUCUGGGUAAGAACCCCUCUGAUGAAUACCUAGAGGGGAUGAUGAGCGAAGCACCAGGGCCAAUCAACUUCACCAUGUUCCUCACCAUGUUCGGAGAGAGGCUCAACGGAACGGACCCCGAGGACGUCAUCCGCAAUGCCUUUGCCUGUUUUGAUGAGGAGGGAUCUGGUGUGAUUCACGAGGACCAUUUGAGAGAGCUGCUGACCACCAUGGGAGAUCGAUUCACAGAUGAAGAGGUGGACGAGCUGUUCCGUGAGGCGCCCAUUGACAAGAAGGGCAACUUCAACUACGCAGAGUUCACCCGCAUUCUCAAACACGGCGCUAAAGACAAGGAUGACGAGUAGAGAGAGAGAGACACAUACUGCACCACAAAUCAAUCCCUAGUUCCUACCUUUAUGGACUUAUUUUUAAUGAAAUUUAAUAGGAAAACAUCAAAUGUAUAUUAUAUAAAAGACAGAAGUGGCCAUUGUGUUACAAUUAAGAUUUAAACAUGUCUAUGUAAGGUAUGAACUUGGGAUUCAUUUGGGAUCCCCAGAAAUAUUUUGCGUCAUCGACUGUUCCCAUGAAAGGUGUAUUUGCAUCUCAUAGCCACAAGUCUACUGCGGCCUCAGCUACUUUGACUGCUGGUUGGACGUUUGAGUUGCAUCAAAAACAUCAUGUAUAAGUCCGCAGGGUUGUUUUUGGACUGAGAGUCACUGCCACAUAUAGUACCAGCAAUGUUGACCUCUUCCUGCCAAUUAGCUACAGCACCUGCACAAGCAUGGCAACAAGUCUAUAGCUGUAAUAUUUGUAUCCCUGUAUGUUAAACAUUGAUUU